Molecule: messenger RNA, 826 nt
Organism: Ichthyophthirius multifiliis
Lineage: Eukaryota; Ciliophora; Oligohymenophorea; Hymenostomatida
Exons: 2
Molecular function (GO): phosphatase activity
Source: RefSeq, a predicted model, not a curated record
UUCAAAUAAUUGCAUUAGAAGUCGUAAAACAAUACUUGAGCGAUUAAAAAAUUACGGAUUUGAAACAAACAUUGGCUAAAUUCAUUUAUCAAGUUCUUUACUUGCUUAUCAUAUAAAAAAAGACUAUCCUGAAAUAUAAAAAGUAUAUUUAAUGGGUGAAGAUGGAUUAAUAGAUGUAUUUAAAAAAAAAAUUAAUACAUUAAUAAAUUAAAAAGGAAUUUAAUCAAUAAAGAAUUCUAUUUUAAAUUCUAAAAUACAUGACGAUUUAAAAAUAAUAGACCAUGAAUAUUUUUAAGAAAUGAAAAUAGAUAAAGAUAUAAAUGCGAUAGUUUUGGGAUUUAAUUAUAAUUUUAAUUACUAUAAGAUGUGCUAUUGUAGUUUAUUGGUUUAUGAAAAUAAAGCUAAACUUUUUGUUACUGAAAAUACACUUGGUAUCAAAUUUAGUAAUGGACGAUUAAUGCCUUCUGUAGAUAGCUUAGCCCAAAGCCUACUUUUUUUGAAUCAAAAAGAAGAUAAAGAUAUAUUAAAUUAUGUAAACAUAGCUAUGCCUAAUAAUUAUGGAUUAAAUUUAUUCAUAAAUGAUUUUAAUUUAAAUCCUAAAUAAUGUAUAAUGAUAGGAGAUAAAAUAGAUACUGAUAUUUAAAUGACUGUGAACACAAAUAUUGAUUCUUUACUUGUUUUAACAGGAGAAAGUGAUCAAUAAGACUUUGAUAAAUUACAAAAUUUCGAAAGAAAUUAUUUGUAAAAUAAUAAAGUUUAUGUAAAAAUUAUUGACUUAUUCAAGCCUCUAAAAGUGUUCAACAGUAGGUUUAUCAAGAAUUUCUGA